Colletotrichum aenigma is the source of this 1083-nucleotide messenger RNA. RefSeq names its product GDP-mannose transporter GONST5 (gene GONST5). Bases 1 to 1083 code for a protein of 360 amino acids. The record is from RefSeq and is a predicted model, not a curated record. NCBI's taxonomy places the organism in Eukaryota, Fungi, Ascomycota, Sordariomycetes, Glomerellales, Glomerellaceae. Gene Ontology annotation, molecular function: antiporter activity. The transcript has 4 exons. Gene Ontology annotation, cellular component: Golgi apparatus.
AUGGCCGACAACUUCAAGAGCGAGGCCCGGCGGAGUGAGGAGGGCCAUGGUCUCCUCAACGGCGAUGAGAAGCGCGUCGAGGAGAGCUACGGUCUCGAGGCCGCCCCGAGCCCUGCUGCCGAACAGCAGGCACAGGAAGACAAGACCAACAACAACCCCGUCGAGUACACCGUUUCGCCAAAUGUCAAGUACGCCUGGUUGUGCGCCUACUUUUUCUUCAGCUUGAUUUUGACUCUCUACAACAAGCUGGUCCUAGAAUUCUUCCACUUCCCAUGGCUUCUCACUUGCAUCCACGCCACGUGCGCGAGCUUGGGAUGCUUCGGUCUGUUGAAGGGAGGCUACUUCACCAUGUCCCACCUGGGACGUCGUGAGAACCUCAUCCUCCUGGCGUUUUCUCUCCUCUUUACCACCAACAUCGCCGUUUCCAACCUUUCGCUUGCCAUGGUCUCGGUAGCAUUCUACCAGGUCCUCAGAACCACCGUCCCGGUCUUCACUGUCGGUAUCUACCGCACGAUCUUUGGCCGUACCUACGAGAACAUGACCUAUCUCACUCUUGUUCCCGUCAUGAUCGGUGCCGCCUUGACGACGGUCGGCGAGUACACCUUCACCGAUCUUGGAUUCCUGCUCACCUUUGCUGGUGUCAUGCUUGCUGCGGUUAAGACCGUUGCGACUAACCGCAUUAUGACCGGCCCCCUGGCCCUGCCCGCCAUGGAGGUGCUGCUGCGCAUGUCGCCUUUCGCGGCUAUGCAGUCCCUGGCCUGUGCCGUGGCCGCCGGCGAGCUGACCAAGCUUCGCGAUAUGGUCGUUGGAGGCGAGCUCGGCUUUGCUACGUUCAUCGCCAUCGCUGGCAACGGCGCUCUCGCGUUCGCCCUCAACGUCGCCUCUUUCCAGACGAACAAGGUCGCUGGUGCCCUGACCAUCAGUGUCUGCGGUAACCUCAAGCAGUGCCUCACUGUCCUCCUCGGCAUCGUCGCUUUCGACAGCAUCGAGAUCCACCUCUUCAACGGCACCGGCAUGCUCAUGACGAUGCUCGGUGCUGCGUGGUACAGCAAGGUCGAGCUGGACCGCAAGGCCCGCAAAUAG